GUGAUGUUUGUGUCUGUGGUCACGUAUGACGUAAAGAGCCGCCGUGUUCGUGUGCUAUCCUGAUGAACCUUGUUUCCGUGGACGAUUGAUAACCUCAUUGUUUACCCUGUUAUGAAUACCCGAUAACAUACCCACCUCACUUGCUCCGUACAUCAAUCUGUGCGUGACAGGAUACACCGCUGGAUAUGGUUGAUCGUCGGGUAAAGAUGAAGGCAACAGCUGGAACACAGGAAGGGUUAGACCCCGCUGUCGUUGUUCCUGGCUCAGAAGAUAUGCCAAAAGACUUAUCCAAUAUUGAACUUCUAAAGGAUCCAGCACCGGGUCCUUUGGACGUUUACAGAAAACAGGCUUCUUUUGACUGGAAGAAAAUGAGAUUAUUCAUGGACGGCGAAGAAAUAAUUAGAUACAAGAAUAUGAUAUGGACCACACUUGAAAAAGAUCCAUUGUUCUCCCAACCAAUGGUAACAGAUACUGUAGAAAAACAAAGAGAAGUAACAUUUUACCGAUGUAAACGUCUUUUUGAAUACAACUUCCUGUCUGAAGAAGACCUGUUUGAAAAUCCUCUCAAACAUAAGAUUUUGACUGACUGCCUGGGCAUGUAUAACUGGUCAUUGGGAGCCAAGUAUCAGUUGAAUGUGGAGAUGACAGGAGGAACCAUUCAGGCCUCUGGAUCUGCUAGACAUGGGGAUAUUGUGGAAAAGAUAAAGAAAUUUGAUUAUUUUGGUUGUUUUGCCCUCACUGAACUGAGUCAUGGUAGCAACACUAAGGCAAUGAGGACAACGGCAACCUAUGACCCGAAAACACAGGAGUUUGUACUCCAAACCCCUGAUUUUGAGGCAACGAAGAUUUGGUCGGGAAACAUGGGAAAAGUGGCCACCCAUUCCAUUGUGUACGCCCAACUGUACACACCAGAUGGCAAGUGUCAUGGUCUACACUCCUUCGUUGUGCCCAUCAGAGAUCCCAAUACAUUGCUGGCCUACCCAGGAGUCAUUGUUGGUGAUAUGGGAGAGAAGCUCGGACAGAAUGGACUUGAUAACGGCUUUAUGUCAUUCAACAACUAUCACAUCCCUCGUGAGAUGUUGCUGAAUAGGACAGGUGAUGUCAAGGCAGACGGCACAUAUGUCACUCCAUAUAAGGAUCCCAGUAAGAGAUUUGGAGCAUCACUUGGUGCUUUGUCAGGGGGACGUGUCGGGAUCACAGGAAUGUGUACCUGUAACCUCAAACUAUGUCUGCCAAUUGCUUUGCGAUACUCUGCAGUCAGAAGACAGUUUGGCCCACCAGGAGGCGAGGAGAUACCAGUGCUGGAGUAUCAGUUACAGCAAUGGCGUCUUAUCCCUUACCUUGCUGCCACCUACGCACUUGAACACUUUUCCGACUCCUUUUUCAUGGACUUUGUGGGGAUUCGUGUUGGCCUGUUGCUAGGUGACAAUUCUGAUUGGCAGGCAGAGCUAGGGAGAGAGAUCCAUGCUCUCUCGUGUGCCAGUAAACCUUUUGCUGCUUGGGUCGCACGAGAUGCCAUUCAGGAAUCUCGUGAGGCAUGUGGAGGACAUGGCUUUUUCAAAGUCAAUCGUCUUGGAGAGAUUCGUGAUGACCAUGACCCCAAUUGUACAUAUGAGGGAGACAACAAUGUCAUCUUACAGCAGACCAGUAACUACCUGUUAGGUCUACUGGAGUCAAACAUCAGGAAAGGUGAAACAAUUAACACGCCGCUCAACAGUGUCAAUUUCCUAAAUGAUCUAGAUGGCCUGCUGCAGACUAGAUUUGAGGCACGAUCAGUAGAAGACUGCUUCAACCCUGAAGUAUCCUUGCGAGCAUAUAAAUGGCUGGUGGGCCGUUUGCUGGUGGAUAGUGCUGAGCGCCUGAAGGAGCAGGGACAGUCUGGUAAAGAUAACUUUUCUGCAAGGAACGACAGUCAGGCCUACUAUUGUCGCACACUAGCUCUCGCUUACAUAGAGCACACAGUCCUGGAAAGGUUUCAUCAAUUGGAGACAGAAGGCAGGAAUGGUGACACACCUCCGGAGCUCAAACCAGUCCUCAAUAAAAUGUGUGCCCUGUUUGGUCUGUGGAGGCUGGAGAAACACUUGUCAACACUGUAUCAAGGAGGAUACAUCAAAGGAAGUAACCCUCCAAAGCUGAUACAGGAAGCCAUCCUCAGACUUUGCAAUGCUCUCAAGAGUGAAGCCAUCUCAUUGGUUGAUGCGAUUGCCCCAACUGAUUUUGUAUUGAAUUCUCCCAUUGGUCGGUCAGAUGGACAGAUCUAUAAGAACCUAUAUGGAGCAAUGAUCCAAGGACCAAAUGCUUUGGAGCGUCCUGAUUGGUGGCGAGACUUUGUGGACAACAAACCUGUGGUUGGAUCCAAGUCAAAGUUAUAAACAGACACAGAUUUUAAAUGCUACAUAUUUGUAGCUGACUCUGAACAAAAACUUCCCAGGAGGGCAAAUUAUGUGAUGUUAUAUUGAUAUUUCAACCGUGUGAGAUAAAACGGAUAUAGUGAUAGGUUUUACUGGACAGGAGAAUGUACCAUAUCAUUAUUUACUGUAUGCAAAUGAAAGUGGGUAUUAUAAUGAUUCACAUGGUGGCUCAGUAAUAUGUUAGAUGUAGUCAGUAUAAACGGUCCUAAAAUAUUGACAGAUUAGAUUCCAGACAUUGCCAGGGAUUUCUUUUUUUUUUUUCUGAAGUCUUACCAUAAUGAGUAUAUUUGUAACUCUGCUUUGCAGACCUCAGUGUACAUCUCUUGUUGAAUUCAGAGACUGGAACAGUGUAGUAAUACAUGGCUUCCCUUAACCCCAACCCCCGCAGAAAAUGUCUGUGGUUAGUGAAAUCAAUGUCAUUAAAAAUGUGUGUGCAGAAUGAAGACUUAAAUCAACACAAAUUCUUAUUCAUUUUGUCACUGAAUCAGUUUACUGCAUGUGAUUUUAUAUUGAACCAUGGAUUGAUGUGUUGUUAUGAAAUAUUUACAUCUGUGAUCUGUGAUUUAAGAGACUAUAAAUGCCAUCCCGUGCUCAUUGUGAUUAUAGAAACGAUGGCAGUUUGAUGUCAAAAUGGCUAUUCCAACUGAUGGCUUGCACUUUCAGUAUUGAAUAAUUUAUUUUGUUUAAAGUGACUUACAAUCAUGAGAAGACGGCAACAUAUAUAGAGAAUGUAAAUAUAAGCACUGAAUAAUCAUGUGUUAUAAUUGACAAGUCUGCAUGUGUAAGUGUGCAUGUAAUAUGAUGUUUGCCUACCAAGCUAAAUCAUUUAUAAAGACCAUGAAUGCCAUAACAUGACAGUUCAGUGUAAUUUUAUCUUAUGAAUGCUUUUUAAAUUAUUUAUUUACAACAAGACUUGAAAACAUUAUGGAUGACCUUUUCUUUUUGCCUGGUUGAUUUUUUAUUUUCAAUAUAUAUGUACAUAUGAUUUUACCAAGGCAAUAUUCUGUAUUGUUUUGACAAACAAAAUCAACAUGGCAAUUUGACUUAUCAUCACUUGUUUCCAAACUGACCAUACAUAUGUACAAUAGUCCAUACCUAUGUAACCAUGGAUUAAACUUUCAGGUACAUUUCAAUCCAAAUCAGUCCACAAUGUUUUUCCUGAAGAAAUCAUGCUGAGUUUCUAUCGACACACAAGUCACCAUGGAGCAUAUUUUCUGUAUAAAGUCUGUAUAAAAUUAGGUACACAAUAUACAUACAUGUCCUAUUAAAUGUACCUAGACCAGUCAAGAUAAUUCUACAUGCAAAUUUCCUUCGUAACCAUGGUGAUGCUAGCUGUAGUAGUCUAGUUGCAUUCCAUUUGUCAUUCCAGCACAAAAAGUGCUUUGUCACGACGUUGUUGUACCUAGUGAGUAAUUAAUAGAAUGAAAUAACAGAUUGUCACCUAAAUAAAGAAACUAAAAGGGC
Molecule: messenger RNA, 3875 nt
Organism: Ylistrum balloti
Lineage: Eukaryota; Metazoa; Mollusca; Bivalvia; Pectinida; Pectinidae
Product: peroxisomal acyl-coenzyme A oxidase 3-like
Exons: 13
Coding region: 186-2372 (728 amino acids)
Biological process (GO): lipid homeostasis; fatty acid beta-oxidation using acyl-CoA oxidase
Cellular component (GO): peroxisome
Molecular function (GO): pristanoyl-CoA oxidase activity; FAD binding; fatty acid binding
Source: RefSeq, a predicted model, not a curated record